ACUUCGUCAAACUCUCUCGGUAGUCAAUAGCUUCUCUGCACGUAGAAUUCCCACUCUCGCCAGACCGGAACUUUUUCCCGGCGUUCAGCAUCUGUCUUCAGUGAACAGAACAACUGGAAGAUAAUUCUACUUUCUGGAUUGCUGAAUGGAUGUCAUUUGAUUAGGAAAUACUUGAGAUAUGGAGAUGGAGCAAGAGUUAGAGUGGCUUGAAGCACAGAAGACAGCCAUAAGUGUGGACCUUUUGGCUGCAGCCAAGCAGCAGCUUCAGUUUCUUGCAGCUGUUGAUAAGAAUCGUUGGCUCUAUGAAGGCCCUACUCUUGAGUAUGCCAUCUAUAGGUACAAUGCUUGUUGGCUUCCCUUUCUUGCAAAGCACUCUGAGUCACCAGUUUCUGAAGGGCCAUUGGUUUUGCCUCUUGAUUGUGAAUGGGUUUGGCAUUGCCAUAGGCUGAAUCCAGUGAGGUACAAAACUGAUUGUGAAGAUCUUUUUGGAAGGAUAUUGGACAAUUCUAAUGUUGUAUCUUCUGUUAAAGGAAUCUGUGGAAAGCAAACUCAAGAAAUUUGGAAUAAGUUGUAUCCAGAUGAGCCUUAUGAAUUUGACUUGACAAGAGCUUUAUCAGCAACUACAAAUGAGAAACUUUUGGCAAAUGAAAAAUGCACCAAGUAUGAUUUGGUGUCAGCAGUUAAAAGGCAAAGUCCUUUCUAUUAUCAGGUAUGCAGAACCCAUAUGAACUAUGAUAUUUUUCUUGAAGGAGCUGUGGCCAGAUAUAAGGGGUUUUUGCAUCUAAUCAAGAGAAAUAAGGAACGAUCCAUAAAACGCUUUUGUGUUCCAACUUACGACAUUGAUCUUAUCUGGCAUACACACCAGUUGCAUCCCAUUUCGUAUUGUAAAGAUUUGAAUGAAGCACUUGGCAAGAUAUUAGAGCAUGAUGACAUGGAUUCAGACAGGACUAAAGGAAAGAAGCUAGAUGCUGGAUUUUCUGGAACUACAAAGCAGUGGGAAGAGACAUUUGGGACAAGAUAUUGGAAGGCAGGUGCAAUGUAUAGAGGCAUAGCACCAUCUCCUCUCACAAGAACUCCAUUCCUUCCAACUCUCUUGAGAAAAGAUGUACUAACAUCAAAUGAAUAUCAAAAGAUUAUUCAACUUCCAGAAGUGAAAAUUGUGGAGGUCCUUUUGGAAAUUGUGGGAGUUAAAAACUUACCAGAGGGGCACAAGGGAUGCCUCUUUGUCAGAUUUAGUAAAAAGCAGCCUGAUGUAUUCUUCAACACUAGGCAGAAAUUAACUAUUCUGGCAGAAUCUGAAGAAAAACAGGUUGCUUCUUUCCAGUGUGAACCUAAGGGAGAGCUGAUCUUUGAGCUUAUUUCACAUUCACCUUCCAACUUACUAGGGCACAAGGCAUUUAGAACUAUGGGUACUGCUUCAUUAUCUUUGCAAGACUAUCUAAAUCCAGUUUCUACACUUUCAGUUGAAAAAUGGGUGGAAUUGCUGCCCAGUUCUGGCAAUUUGAGCUCAAAGCCAAUCUGCCUACGAAUUGCUGUCUCAUUUACAGUUCCAAUCCAAGCACCAUACGUACUUCACAUGGUUCAUCCAAAAUCACUAUCAAUAAGCUCUUGUUUUUUCCCUCUUCCUGGAAAGGUUCAACAUGAUAAGAUCUGGACACACAUCACUGAUGAAAAUGACACAGAGGUCAUCAGCCUGCAAAUGAGGGACUCAACAAAGGCGAAGACUACAGACAAGAGCAUUCCUAAGAAGCAAGUAGUUGGUGCUGUGAAAUCUGUUGAGACACGUGUUCUCGCAGAGUUUAUGAGGACUCAUUGGUCAUUAAUGGAUUCCCAGUGGUGCCUUCACUUCAAAACAAAAUCUGAUGAAGAUGGUUAUUACUGUGAUCUGAUUGGAAGUAGGAUGAUCAAAAUUUUUCAUGGUAGAAAGCUGGACUUUGAGCCCAAACACUGUGAGAAGCAAAGAAAUGAGCAAGAUUUUGUUACUGCAGUUGAAUUCUCUGCAGAGGAUCCUUAUGGCAAAGCAGUUGCCUUGCUUGACUUAAAGUAUGGGUCUCUCAAGGUAAAAGAAGAAUGGUUAGUGUUGCCUGCAAUUGUUGCAGCUUUUAUACUUGCUGAUAUUUUGAAAAAUAAAGGGAAUGGCGGAUUCAUUGUUAACUCUGAAAAAUUGGAAUUGAAUGGUAAUGUGGAAGAGUUCAGUGGGUUCCAUGAAGAAGCCAACCAAAAGUCUAAUUCUACAGAAAGCAAAGUGGAGUUGAAUGUGGAUGAAAUAAAGAGUGCAGGAUGCGGUGGGGGUUGUGGUGGUGGUGGAUGUGGGAACGUGGUUAAGAGUGGCAGCUGCGGCAGUGUUUGUGGUGGUGGUGGAUGUGGGAACGUGGUUAAGAGUGGCAGCUGCGGCGGUGGUUGUGGUGGUGGAUGUGGAAAUACGGUUAAGAGUGGCAGCUGCAGCGGCAGUUGUGGUGGUGGAUGUGGGAACACGGCCAAGAGUGGUGGCCGUGGUGGUGGUUGUGGAAACACGGCUAACAGUGGUGGCUGUGGGGGUGGUUGUGGUGCUGGAUGCGGGGACAUGGUAAAUAGUCGUGGCAGUGGUGGUGGAUGUGAUAACAUGGUAAAAAGUGGUGGCUGUGGCAGUGGUUGUGGCGGUGGUUGUGGAGGCAUGUUCAAGAGUGAUGGAAAUGGGCUUGGAGAUGAAGUGGAGAGUGGUGGUUGUGGAAACAAAACAUCAUAUGAAACUAGUAUAAGCAACUCCCACAUUGAUUCUUCCCCCAAAGAAUCAUCCGUCCAUGUCACAGAAGCAAUAGUCGCAUAAUUGCUAUGAAACUUACAAAAUGUCAGCAAGAAGCAUUCUUAAUAAGGUGCAUUUAAAAAAAAAAAACCAAAUUCUUAAAUUUAAUAAAACAAAAAUACUCUCAUGAUGAUGAAGUGUCAUGAAUAAAUAAGGUUCUUCUCUGAGCCGUGCAUCCAAUUCCAAGCUGUACUUGUUUAGUUUGUGUUGUAUUUUUUCUGCUGAAUGUUCAUGAAACUUCAGUAUUAGUAUAUAUUUCUGCUUCCUGUAUUGGUUUGAAUGAUUAGUCUGCGUUGGUUUCUAUUACAUUGAUAUUUCAGUUGUGU
This is a messenger RNA of Manihot esculenta (cassava), 3108 nucleotides long. RefSeq names its product glycine-rich domain-containing protein 1. The record is from RefSeq and is a predicted model, not a curated record. The transcript is spliced from 9 exons. NCBI's taxonomy places the organism in Eukaryota, Viridiplantae, Streptophyta, Magnoliopsida, Malpighiales, Euphorbiaceae. The coding region runs from base 179 to 2806 and encodes 875 amino acids.